CCAUUACUUCUUGAAUUUGGGCUUAACGUGGCCCAGAGUUGACAUAAUUGCAUCCACAUAAUAUUUUUUUCUCCGAUCAUCGGAAAAAGCAGUAAUCAAGAUGCAGAAGCUCAACGACAUCUUCUCCGGUGGAGGAGACGGCGACGGAACAACCGAUAGUUUCCUUGAAGAUGGAUCGGAGGGUCUCUGUGCUCUCUCCACCACCCAGAGAAUGUACGGAUUCGCCGCGUCUUUAGCCACUGGUCUGCUACUUAUGUUCCUGUCUAUGAUUGUAUUUGGGAUCCCCAUCAAAUUUGCACUGCUCUUCACAUUUGGAAAUGUUCUAGCUAUUGGAAGCACAGCUUUCCUCAUGGGACCUGAGCAACAGAUGAGUAUGAUGUUUGACCCUGUUCGUUUCUUAGCUACAUCCAUUUAUAUCGGAUGUGUCGUUGUUGCACUCAUUUGCGCUCUCCUGGUAUGUUCUUGCUCUCUUAUACAACAACCAAUAACUAUGUUUUAGUCCAAAAUUAGAUCUUUAGAGUAAUUGCAAGAUCCAAUAUGACACAUGUCCAAAAUCUGCAAUGUGUUUGUUCUCAAUACUUCUCAGCUUGAAAUUUCUGUUUUUUCAAAAAUCUUUCUCGUCUCUUGUAGAUCCAUAGCAAAAUCUUAACGGUCCUUGCGAUCUUAUGUGAGAUUUGUGCACUGAUAUGGUAAGUUAAAUGCUAACCUUCAAUCCAAAACAGGGUUUGGUUCUAUAAGGACCCGAUGAUUCUUAAGCCUUAUUAGAUUUGAACAUCUUCUUUUACACAUUAUAAUGACAGGUACAGCCUCAGUUAUAUUCCAUUCGCACGGAGAAUGGUCUCUGAAAUAAUGAUCCGUCUUUGUGACACUGAGCUAUAGUCAGUCAUCUGGCAGCAAAACACAAAGCACAUAAAUUGUUUUAUACUGGUCUCGAGAACUUGUGAUCUGAUUAUUCUUAAACGAAUCUUGCUUGUUUUUUGACCUGAUCGUGUGAGUCGGAAGUAAUGCAGUGAGUUUGUUUUAUUGGGGUCUUGAAGCUCUUGUGUGUAUUUCGUUGCUUCAAGCUCUUCUGUUGCUUCAGUCUUAAAACGUUGUUUGGCAUUUUGUGUGAUCAAAUACAAAGAUUUCUUUUUCUUUAAA
Arabidopsis thaliana (thale cress) is the source of this 1140-nucleotide messenger RNA. RefSeq names its product Got1/Sft2-like vescicle transport protein family. Gene Ontology annotation, biological process: vesicle-mediated transport. Gene Ontology annotation, cellular component: endomembrane system; membrane; cytoplasm. The record is from RefSeq and is marked reviewed. The transcript is spliced from 4 exons. Lineage: Eukaryota; Viridiplantae; Streptophyta; Magnoliopsida; Brassicales; Brassicaceae. The coding region runs from base 101 to 499 and encodes 132 amino acids.